CACACUUUCUUACACAUCCGUUCUCUUGUUGCUGGGCAGGUAAACAAAUCCACACCGGGUACAUAUUUUCAUAAAGCAUGGAAGUAAACGUCAAUAGAUGGAUAUACAAUAUGUUUAGUGAUGAAGUUUUAACAACAUAGAAGCAUUUGAUGAUUUCAUUAAAUACAAGAUAUGUGAAAGAAAGUGUGGAAAUUGUGGAAAAGAAAGACAACUUAACAGUGAAUAUUGUGUAAAGAUAUCAACAAGAUGAGUUAUCGGGCGUCAGAUAAAGAAACCGAUGACUAUGAUUAUAGCGACGAUUCAUUCGACAGUGAAGAUGAAAAACCAGCAAGACGCACACAAUCUUUGAAUCGUGCUCGGAAAACAACAGAAGAAGUUUAUUUAGGGAAAAAAGCUUCCCCGAAGAAGGAUGACAGCCGCGGUAAGGGCCGGGGAAAGGGGCGGGGCAAACAGCGGUCAACCAGUCAGGUGACACCAAGGGUCGACCCCGUUGUACAGCGUGUCUUGUCCGCACGUAAACUCCGAAUCAACGAGCUAAGAAAUAAUAUGGAGGACCUUGUCAAACAAAUAGAAGACUUAAGGGAGGAAAAUAAAUUGUUAAAGAAGACUCAGUAUAGACAGGAAAAGGCACUGAAUAGAUUUGAUGAACGGGAGAGUGACUUGCCUCAGAUUAUGCAAAGACACAAUAAUGAAACUCGGACAAUGCGAGAACAGUUAAAGAAAACAAAAGACAAAUAUGACAGAACAGACAGAUAUCUUCGAGAUGCCGAGGAUGAACUUGAAAAAGUGAAAAAUAAAGUGAAAAAAUAUAAAAGAUUAGUGGACGAAAACGAUUUAAUGGAAAGGGAUGAUCUUCAAACCAAAGUAAAGAAGGCAGAGAUUGACAUUGAGGAAAAGGAAGUAAAGAUUAAGGAUUUAGAAAGACAUGUCACCCAUUUAUCAAAAAACCAUCGCCAUGAACUUGGCAUUGAAAUGGCAAGGACCCGAGAUACAAAGAAACAAAUGGAAACCCUGAGAGAGGAAAAUGAAAGGCUAGAAAGACAGCUAAAGGAAAAAGUAAAGGAAUUGGAGAUGAAAAAUAUCUAUGCUAAUCGAAUGUCGAAACCUGGCAGUCGUAUGAUGCCGAACUCCUACAGUGGGACACCAAUGAGACAGCAAAGCCCAAGCUCACCGAGACGGCGACGCCCACCCUCAGUCCAUGAUCUCAACCCCCGGGAAAAGGUCAAGUUGUAUGAGGAGAGACGCAAAGAAGAGGAGAGGAAACAGCGAGAGAGUGCAUCGCCAAUUCCAAGACUACGGUUUUCUCGGGAAAGCAAGGAGUACGAAAAGAAGAGAGCAGUCAAGUCCAAAGCCACUCCUGGAUACCGUGGUGGUUCCUUGUCGCCAAGGAAACCUGUUUCUACGGAACCAGUAGCAUCUAAAAAAGAGGAUUAUUCAAGUAAGGCAUGGAGGUCAAGUCGACAGGGACAGUCCGAGAAACCAAAAGGCUCAGAAAGACUGUCCGAUACACACAGGUCAUUCCUAUAUAAUGACAAGAAGAACAAAGCAGGUGACAAAUCCAGUAAAUUCUCUUGGGGAGCAGACGACAGCUAUGGAGGCAAUAAGACUCCUUCUUCCAGAGGUCACAAUGAUGAUAAUGAGAGGGCACCGAGUGCAGGGUCCAAAGAGUGGGAGAGAAUUGAAGAGGACACUGAUGAUACUUACUCCAAGCCAUUCCGGUUCCAAGACCAGACUUCACCUAAAAAAUCCCCCAGACAUGAAAAAUCUACUUUCACAGCCUCAGAAAAGAAAUGGCCUUGGGAAAAGUCGAGUGAUAACACACACAAUGUAAGCAAGAAGCCUCCGGUGGGAAGCACGCGUAUCUAUGCAUCGCCACCUGUUGGUAAAAGUAGAUACAAAUCUGUCAGCAAAACAUCUACUCUUGCUUCCACUUCAACAUAUACUGCUGGGGAGACCGAGCAACAGCAGAAAGUACUGGAGGAGAAAGAUGCUCGUGAGAGGGGGCGCAAAUUUCAGCAGGAACAGGAGGAGGAGUUUAAAAGGAAGGAACGGUGGGAACACAUGGAACGUGUGCGACUGGAUCAGGAGGAGAGGGAACAGGAGGAGCGAGAGAAACAGGAAAGAAGACGCCGAGACCGUGAGGGACAGGAACAACGUGAAAGAGAAGAGAAGGACAGGCGUGAAGCUGAGGAGUGGAAAAUGAAACUAGAAAGAGAGCAAAUGAAACGUGAAGCUGAGGAGUUAAAACGAGAACAGGAAGACCGACAAAGGCGAGAGAGAGAAAGGAAAGAACAAGAGAGACGAGCAGAAGAGGAGAGGGAACGUAUACAGAGAGAUCAACAAAUGGAUGAGGAAAGGCGUAAAAAGGAUUCGUUGCUGGCAAAGCUACGCGAUAUUGAUGAUGGAAAGAAAACUAAAAGGGAAGAGAGUCAUGAUCCAGUUUUCCUUACAAACAAGACGGAUAGUGAUGUGGAGUCUAUUACAUCUAGUAAAAAAAGUUACCAGUUCACCAAGCCCGUAGAAAACCUUCACCAUGGCAAAUGGUCCCAUGAGGAUGUUACUAUUCCCUAUCUGGAAAAACAGAAAAAAAAGAAAGAGAAAGAUGAUGAUGUUGGAGCGUACCAACCAUCGUUUGGGCGACGGGGAGACACAAAGAAAACUGGCAAGAAAACAGGGGGUGAUGUAGUUUUCAAUGAUGAUUUUGCUAAGCCACCAAAGCACAGAGAGAACAAAAAGAAAAAUCUUAUGGCCGAUUUGUUUGGUAAUCAGCCCACCACAAACACCAGUAACAAUAAUGAUGAAGACAUUUUCAACAGUACAAAUUUCGAUAAGAAGAAAACUAACACAGCAAAAUUGUCACUUUUUGAUGAUGAACCAAAACAAACUACAACAAAAAGAGAAAAUUCAUUAUCGUUGUUUGGUGGCGGGAGUGCUCUGCUUGAUGAUGAUGAUACUACAAAAACGAAAGACUCUUCAAAAUUGUUACCACGGCGACAACGCCAUUCAACGACUACAUUCCAGUCACGGCCAAUGGUCACUGCAGUCGAUAAUUAUGAUGACGACAUCGAGGAAGUCAUUCUUUAGCAGCACACUGAAUUUCUAUGUCUUUAACCUUGUGUUGUUAAGUUUUGUAUUCAUAGUCAUUUGUGUAUUUAUAAAUUUUUAUACAGGAAUCUUGCAGAAUAUGUUUUACGUUGUUUGAUAUUCGAAGUCUAUGUAAUGAUAUACCUGUAUGUAACUGAUGGCCGUCAUUGUCAGUUUUGUUGGUCAGAUAUAUAGUAGUGGCCGUUGACCUCAAGUCAUUCUCAUGUAUAAUGCCGUAUACUAUUCAUAUAGGGAUUGAAUCUGGAUUUUUCCAAUGUUCAUGCAAGUAUGAAUUGGGGAAAUUUACUUACACACCACAUGAGCGGCCAUGGCUAUAUAUAUAUAUAUAUAUAUAUAAUUUAAAAUAUUUAAAGUGAAAAGGGCAAUGCUUUUACCUCAAAACGAAAUUUUUGUUGUAAAUCUUUACACAUGAUUGGUUCACAUUUGCACCUUUAAGGUUGUGGAAAAUAUUGCGAGGCAAGGUUAAUCUGGUAACAGAGUCUUACAGAUCCUUGGAGCUGAUAGUGAGAAUGGCUGCCUACCCCAGACCCAAACUGACAGUGACGGACUCGUGCUGUAUGUGUUAAAUUUCCGUCCGUUACCAAGUCGUAUAUUCAUGAUUGUUACUACCAUGUCACAGUGUGCCAAGUGUGAAAGGAUACGUCUGAAUUACAAUGGUAAUUUUUUAUGGGAAGUUGUUGACUUCUAAAAAUCCUGAAUAACAGUAACGCAGAACCUUUUUUAUCUGGUGAGCUGUUGUAUAAUUGUUCAGAUGUGUUAGUGGGGAGAGUAAUAUAAGGUUACGUAUUUUACCAUUUUGAUCAACAUUGUGUUAUGCAUUCUUAUAGCUCCUUCAAAUAUAGAUUAAAAGGUAUAGUCAUACUAUCAUUCACACAAUUUCAUUAAGGUAAAUUUCAAUUUUCACUUCUUUCAAAGAUAUUUUACACCUGUAUACUUGUUUACCAAGAUUUGUAAUAUCAUGUAUCUUUUAAAAUUUAGAGACCAUUUAUUUUUCACAACUCCGUUGAAUUGAAUGUUGUAGUUCCAGGUUUAUUCAUAUUGCUCAUGAAUUAAAGUAAUCAAAUAUUUAUGUUUUGGUCACAAAUAACUGUGGUCCUGAGUGUACAUUUAUGUUCAGAUUUCUUUUGUUAAUUAAAAUGAAAUGAAAUGGUCAAUAUUUAAAUAUGUACAACAAAAUUUUAUGUGCCCCUGGAAAAUAAGACAACAUUCAAAUACUUGAUACUUGAGUCUAGAUUUAUCAUCAUACCAGAAUCAGGGCGUUUAUCCUUCUUUUGUAUGACAAGGUCUUUUUGUUGAGGACUGGAUUGAGAUGAUUCAGGCCUAUAGAUUAGUGGCAUCAAAAUGAAGUUUACCUCGUGUCCAGCAGCGAACAAAUUAAUUUCCGUCCAAACAAUCAGAAGGGUCAAUCUGUUCAUUUGGUGCAAUGAUUUAAGUACCUGGUAAUUAAAUUUAAUCUUCUGUUUUUUUUACUGGUACUUGCAACAACAUUCAACAUCCAAUAUAUAUGUACUUUUACAUGUGAACAAUCUGAAAACUUUUCCCGUCCAAUUUCUGUGUCUGUUGUAAAUGGAGACGCCUAUGAAUCACCCACAAACUGAACACGUUUCCAAUCAUUGUCUUUUUUUCUCCCAAUAAAUAAUUCCACCUUGCCCUCUCUAUUAUAAAGUUAAAGGUUCAUAUAUCAUAAUUUAUAUUUUAAUGUUUUUAUUUUCAUUUAUGUUAUUAAUCUUCAAGGCAGUUUCUUUAGUUUUAAUGACAUUUAGUGUACAUAAUCUUUUAUUGAGCUUUGCUACCUAUGUAUAACUGAUUGUCAGGAAUUUUUUAUGGGAUUAAUCUUGUAUUGGAUUAAAUAUAAUUUUUCUUACCCUUUCAUUUGUACAAGGCUUAAUCAUUUGUUCAACAACCUUUGUUCAAUCAUUUUUGCAAAAAUAUUUAUUUAUGCAGAUAAUGUUAAUGUAAACACAACAUAUGUAUUUAAUGUGUAAUUGGCAAACUUAAGAUGAAAAGACACUUAGUUACCUAGCAACAAUCCAUGAGCAAAAAUGUGUUCAAGUCUAGCAUCUCGAUCGAGUCAACUGUGAUACCAUGUUGUGCUAUUUUUAUCUUUGUAAUUUGUACUUUUUUGAAAAUUAGAACAAUUAUCAUGAACCUGAAUUAUUUAAAAUUGUCAAAAUUGUGAACUUUUUUUAAAUGUGGUGUUUGUAAAAUGUACAAGUUAUGUUAUUAGUUAGUGCAGCCAAUGUAUUUAUGUGAUGUGAAUACCUGUCUUUUCUAUUAUGAAUUAUGAUGCCAUAGACCCAACUUAUAAGAACAAUAAAAAAAGUUGUCUCCCCUCCAUCAAUGCCCCCAUUCCCUUUUCUGUACUUACUAAAUUAGACAUAGAUACUGAAGUUCAUAAAAAUCUUGGGUACAGGUUACCCUUCAUUGUUUUGUCAUGAAAUACAUUUUAACAAAUUCAAUCAAGUUUUAUUAUUCUCUCAUUAUUUUUUGAUGUUUACAUUGACAAACUAUAGAUUAAUAUCAAAACUUGCAAGGGUUUUGUACAAUUGUUCAACAAUUGAACAUGCCAAGAUAUUACAGCUAGGAUACACCCUUUUAACAGUAUGUGACAGCACAGUAGAUAAGUACACGGCAAUCUAACUUAUAGGAGUAGUUUAUGUAUACAUUGUACCGAACGUUUUCUCUCUAGUACCCUCCUUCCAAACUGCAAACUUUGAUAGGCCAUCAAGAGUAUGAGUAUAUAAAGUUUGACAGCUGUAGAUUUAUUUUAUUUGUAAAGUAUGUACAAAGACAUAUAAAUGAUGAAUCAGAAAUAACUAUCAAGUUCUUAGCGAUGUAAGUUUUAAACUGUAGUUAUAUCGUUAGUUAUAUUUUAGAUUUAGUGCUAAAACUGUGUAACCAUGGCUAAUUGAAGAGUUUAGAUUGUUCUAUAUGUUUCCAGUUUACCUGUCUGGUAGACUGACCAUCAGCUAAUGAAAUUCUGGAUUUAUUUCUGCAUGGCGAUUCCAGAAAAAUUGAGAUAAAAAGUUCUGUUCUACAUUAAAGUUUAUAUUAUUACACAUAUGAAAUGAGGAAAAAUUACAAAAUAUCCUAACACGGUUGUAGUUUAGUGCAUGUAAGGAUGUUUUUGUUACGGACAAAUUUAAUUUUAAUAUUAUUCAAGAUAUACUUUUUUUAAAGUAUUUUUUUGAAAUUAAAGGAUAUCGUAUAUAUAUAUAUUAAAAAACCUUAAAGUAAAAUGUACAUUUAUGUCAUAAAAACUGACGGUUGAUCUUUCAGUAACAAAAUUAUGCACUGGUAAUAACCAGGUUUAUAUUUAGUACAACAGAGCAAUGUUGUCUAUCAAACAAAUGAGUUGCCUCCCUUAUACAGGUGCUGUGUUCCCCUACUAUUUUUGCAUGGGCUGGAGGUUUCUUCGUAUUUAAUGGGUAUAUAUGUAUUGUGUCCCACUGUUGACAAUGUGAUACACAUAUUUCCUAGGUCAUUAUGACAAAAUAACAUAAUUAAUAUGUUGAAGCAUUAAUGAAUCGGUGUCACCAAUGAACAAUUAUCAUACCAACCAAUUAAAUAUGACA
Mizuhopecten yessoensis (Yesso scallop) is the source of this 6680-nucleotide messenger RNA. RefSeq names its product lebercilin-like. The transcript is spliced from 9 exons. The record is from RefSeq and is a predicted model, not a curated record. Gene Ontology annotation, biological process: intraciliary transport. Gene Ontology annotation, cellular component: axoneme. The coding region runs from base 247 to 3084 and encodes 945 amino acids. Lineage: Eukaryota; Metazoa; Mollusca; Bivalvia; Pectinida; Pectinidae.